AUGUCUCCUUUAGCUUCAUUUGUUUUAGCUGCUUUUAUUUCUGUGACAUCUGCGCAGUAUGUUCCACCGUACACGGAGGACUGCAGGACUGACAUGUAUCCUCCAAAAGGACCCACAUUUAAAGGCAGCGUCAGCUGGUAUACAAUAGAUUUGGACCUGCCGCCUCACAAGAGAUGGACGGCCGUGAUCACAGAGAAGAAAAAGGACCUGGAGAGUAUGAUUGAAAUCAUUAGAGACCUGGCAAAGGCCUUUGUGCCCAGCGGGAAACUGAUUGAGUUGGUGGAUAUAACUUUGCCUUUGAUUGUGAACACGCUGCCUGAUCCGUUUAAAGAUGAGAUCAAAGGAAUAGCAUUAGAUUCGGGCAUUCCUCUUGGCGAGAUCACUUUGUUCAACAUCUUCUAUGAGGUCUUCACUGUGUGCACCUCUGUUGUGGCAGAAGAUUCCAAAGGGAAUCUCCUCCACGGCAGAAAUCUGGAUUUUGGAUUAUUCAUGGGCUGGGACGUUAAGAACAAAUCGUGGAUCGUGAGUGAGAAGCUGAAGCCGCUGGUGGUGAACCUGGACUUCAGGAGGAACAACAAGACCGUCUUCAAGUCCACUAACUUUGCCGGCUACGUGGGCAUGUUGACGGGGAUGAGGCCGAACCUGUUCAGCCUGACCAUGAAUGAGCGCUUCAGUAUGGACGGAGGAUAUAUUGGAAUUCUGGAGUGGAUUCUGGGUCAGAGAGACGGCAUGUGGAUGAGCUUCCUGACGCGCUCGGUUCUUGAAAACGCAACCAGCUAUGACCAUGCCAGAUCUCUCCUGGCUCAGACCAAGCUGCUGGCCCCGGCCUACUUCAUCCUGGGGGGGAACCAGAGCGGACAGGGCUGCAUCAUCACGCGCUCCAGAGAGCUCAGCCUCGACCUGCUGGAGUUAAAUGUGAACCUGGGCCGAUGGUAUGUGCUGGAGACAAACUACGACCACUGGGAGGACCCCUUUUUUCUGGACGACAGACGAAUUCCGGCGAUGAAGUGCAUGAACAAGACCACACAGGAUAAAAUCUCAAUAACGACACUGUAUGAUGUGCUCUCAACAAAGCCUGUGCUAAACAAGCUGACCACUUACACAACACUGAUGCAAGUCUCCGAAGGCAAGAUUGAGUCCUACAUCCGCGACUGCCCAAACCCCUGCAUGCCCUGGUGA
Messenger RNA from Knipowitschia caucasica, 1179 nucleotides. The record is from the annotation of a GenBank genome assembly. NCBI's taxonomy places the organism in Eukaryota, Metazoa, Chordata, Actinopteri, Gobiiformes, Gobiidae.